Gigantopelta aegis is the source of this 2056-nucleotide messenger RNA. Its product is annotated as protein fuzzy homolog. The transcript is spliced from 11 exons. Gene Ontology annotation, biological process: non-motile cilium assembly; vesicle-mediated transport. Bases 14 to 1279 code for a protein of 421 amino acids. NCBI's taxonomy places the organism in Eukaryota, Metazoa, Mollusca, Gastropoda, Neomphalida, Peltospiridae. The record is from RefSeq and is a predicted model, not a curated record.
GCUACCGAGUAGCAUGCGCACGCGUACCGGUUGUUUACAAAUGGCGGUAUACUUGGUGUGUUUGACAGCUGCAGGCGGUGUCCCUAUUUUCACGCGUUCGAAAGGAGAACUAAAACCUCUUCCGUUUCCAGUGAUAGGGUCACUAAAUGCGGUUCACAUGUUUGCUAGUAAUCACGGUGUCACCUUACAGUCCACUACCACCAAAGGGUCCAAGAUUGUGUGGAAAGUUUUUCACAACAGCAUAACACUGAUCGUGGCUACGAGAGACGACCACAGUGAUGACUGCCACCUGGCCCAACUCCUCGACAACAUAUUCCAGGCCAUGGUGCUCAUGUAUGGUGCUGAUGACGUCACCAACAUCAAAAACAUCGAGCGCUUUAAACGGGAAAUCAAGGUAUGUUUCCAGCUGGUCGACACACUGCUGGAGGAUGCUACCUUACCGACGUUCUCCAACCUCACCAACGCUGUCGACAUGAUUGCAGCACCAGAAAAUGCAGUGCUUCAGAAUUUCCUGGAUGCUUUCACUGAAGCGGCUGGAAGUCAGUAUGGGUGUCUGCUUGUUCACGGUAAGGUUGCCGUGGCAACCAAGAAAUGGUGGUUGUUCUCACCUACGGAGCUGAUUCUGCUGUCGUUGCUGGUUCCUGCCAUGACAAGGUGCACGUCUCGAGAUCUGCCCGUCUUCCUACCACAGCUGAGUCCCACAGUUCCACACCGCCUGAUGACAUUUGACCUGCUGAAGAAUAUUGAGAUCUGCGUGAUCACCGGACCGACCCCAUCACUGGCAGAACUCGAGCUUGAGGUCAACAGGUUCUGGAAACCCGGCUAUGAAUCUCUGAAAGCUGUUAGUCAGCUUCAUCCACGUAACUUUCCUACAAGUUUGUAUCUUGACGACAAUAUUCUAGGUUUUGUCGUGGUGAAUACCGAGUUACAUCGAUGUCUGUGCAGCGUGCAUUUAGCCAGCGGUCAGGACACCAGACAGACAGCAGAGAAGAGCAUGUCACGUGAACGGCGGCGUGAGAUUCUGCGGUCGUGGUAUAAGAAAGUGAUAGGCACCUACAUGUCAUCGUCGGUAGAAGGCAGUGACACAGGUCCGGCCGAGUUCUGCCACACCCCACUAGAGACGUACGUGGUCACCGACACUCACAAAUGCUACGCUCUCGAGUCGGGUCAACAUCAGAUAUUUGUCCUGUAUCACAUUUCCAUUCCAACGUUCGCAAUGAGAUCAGUGACACAGAAAACCCUCAGCUACUUGACGAAAGACAAGCAGGUCAACAUAUGACAGAAACUGUUCUACAAGACCCAGCAAUCGAGCAAUACAGAACAUGCAUGAUCAGCUCCCAGCAGGAUGAAUGUGGUGGAAUCCAUGGCACUCUUGCUUAGCCAGUUUUAAGAGCAGGGUCCAACAGAGCUUAUAGAUGAACUUUUGUGAACAUCAUUUUGAAUGGCCUGGUGGUUAAGUCGUGUGCCUUAAGACUGGUAGAUGGUGGGUUCAUGUCCAUUUACUGGCUUCCAUCUAGUGAGAUUUAACAGGUCAUCGGGGCCAGUACAUCAACAUCUCUCUCAUCAACCAGUACAACUAACGAUCAUUAACCCACCGUCCUGCCCAGACAGAGCUCAGAUGGAGGAGGUGUAGACUCGGGUCAGCAUCUUGAACCCAGGAGAUACAGGUAGGAGAAUAAAAAUCAACUUGAAAUGAGUGUUCCGAACACGGACCAUCUAACCACAGGAAGUUACCAACUUGCCUAACGAUGAGAUCUAGUUCAUCAUUCAAUGGUCACUGCUGCUACAGUAAUAUAGAGUUGAACUCGUCCAAGACCAAUUUCUCCAUUUGCUGGUCUUCAGUUGGCUAGAGACGGCAGAGGUUGCAUGUUAUUUCCAUCAUUGUAACAUUCAGUAUCACUUCCAGCUGGUGUCUAACAGAAAAACUUGCUAUUCAUGUAUUAGUGAAUUGUAUCUUCUUAUAGAUUUAUUUUUGUAUACAUGUACAUGUGGGGAAAACAUUUCACAUUACAUAUUUAUAUUUGAUAAAUAAAUUUUACAUUUAUUUGCAAAACUA